Messenger RNA from Dermacentor albipictus, 1011 nucleotides. RefSeq lists its product as uncharacterized. The record is from RefSeq and is a predicted model, not a curated record. Lineage: Eukaryota; Metazoa; Arthropoda; Arachnida; Ixodida; Ixodidae. Gene Ontology annotation, molecular function: catalytic activity.
AUGUGGGGCCCGCGAGUCAACGACAACCGCGGCUCUCGCGUGAUCGAGUUUGCGGCGGCGCGAGCGUUGUUCGUCCUGAAUGACGCGGCGUCCCCCUUUACCUACUCCAACAUCUACACGGCCAGUUGGAUAGACGUGACGCUGGCGACCCCCGCGCUCGUCCGUCGAGGGUGCAGGUGGAGCGUGUCGUCGGACGUGACGUUCUCCGAGCACCGAGCAAUCGAUAUGGUGCUGCACAGCGGCUGCGUGCGAGGGAGACGUUUAACCAGGUGCGGCCGACAAAACUUUGUUGCUGAAUUGCGAGACCUCCGGUGGUUCGAGCGGACUAGCGGCGCGAACAUCAGCUCGCCACAGGCGCUCGACAUGAUGCUCAGUAAAAUGUAUGAGGUCAUUGAUAAAACACGCCGCAAACAUCUCAGGCCGGUCCUCCCGCACAAGCCGGGAAAGAGCUGGUGGACACCGGACCUGCAGCUCGAGAAGAGCCGAACGCGGGCCCUGCGGCGCCGAUUCCCGAGAUGCCGGGACGACGCGCUGCGGCCGAUCCACCGCCGGCGGUAUAGCGAGGCGCUCGCGAAAUUCUGUCGCAGGAUCGAAGACGCUGAGGCGACGGACGCGCGCAAGCAGUGCGACGACUGCAGCCUCAAGUCGCUGUUUUCCGCGCCGUUCCGGGCAGCCUUCGGCAAAGGCAAAGGACGACUACAGUUACCACCGUUGAAAACACCAGACGGCGGUCGGACGGAAAGCGUCCUGGAGUCGGCCGAACUGCUUCCCAACACCCUGAUCGCCAAAGACGACGCCGACGCGGACCUGCCAACACACAAAGCGAUCCGCGAGCAGAGCGCGCGGCCCUAUGUAUCGCACGAGCGAGACCAUCAAUUCACCGCCGUAGAGAUUGAAGCGACGCUCGCCAAUCUCGUGAACGGCUCCGCCCCGGGUCCAGACGGCUUGACGACAGACGUAGUGGUCGCGCACUGCACGUCCCACUGGCGUUUCAUAUUAAAACAUCUUUAA